This is a messenger RNA of Scutellospora calospora, 478 nucleotides long. The record is from the annotation of a GenBank genome assembly. NCBI's taxonomy places the organism in Eukaryota, Fungi, Glomeromycota, Glomeromycetes, Diversisporales, Gigasporaceae.
UCAAGAACUUGAAAAAGAAAAAACUAACAUGUCUCAAGAAACAGAGAAAAACAAGAAUGAUGAAAACAAAAUAACAGAUGAAGGAACACGUGAUAUUAUGCAAAAUAAUACUAACGUGACUAAAACAACAGAUACACGUAUCAAAUCAACAAAUGAAUCUCUUUUAGAAACAUCUGCAAGCACCUCGAAAGAGCAACAAGACACUUUCAGAACUAAUAAAAAUAAUAACACUCAUGGUAGUGUAUUAAAAAGAACAGAGGAUACGAUUCUAAACACUAAAAAUUCAAAUAUAAGAGAAAAUUUGGAAACUCAAAAUGUAGACCUAACAAGCAAUUCUACUUCUAACAAAGAAACAGCACAAGAGGUAACUUCUCCUAUGGUUAUUAUCGAUAACAAUAACUAUGAACUGCAGAAACCUGACCGUUCAGAAGGAGAAUACAUAACUGCUACAAACAAAAGGAAAAAAGAUAAAAAGAAA